AUGAAAUCACAAUAGAACUUUUCCAUUGUUUAACACAUGAAAGCGUACUUUUCAGACGAUCUACACACUCUUUAAAAAGAAUCGGAAGGCCUAAUUCUAAGCUAAAACAGUAUUAAUACAAAUUUACUUUUGUUGCCUGAUUUGAAAUCAAUAAUUUUCAAUGAAAGUGAUUUACUAAGACUAAAUGAAGAAGGGCGAUUACAGAGUGAGUCAUACUUAAGGAGUGUUUCUACUGAUACAUCAAGUAUUUAAAAAUAGAAAUUUAGGUAAACUACCCAUAAUUAGAGACCAAUAAGAUAGUGAUAUAUCAGUUUUUUCAGAAUUCAACGAAUUUUGA
Paramecium octaurelia is the source of this 337-nucleotide messenger RNA. The record is from the annotation of a GenBank genome assembly. NCBI's taxonomy places the organism in Eukaryota, Ciliophora, Oligohymenophorea, Peniculida, Parameciidae.